This is a messenger RNA of Saimiri boliviensis boliviensis (Bolivian squirrel monkey), 4064 nucleotides long. RefSeq names its product tetraspanin 14 (gene TSPAN14). The record is from RefSeq and is a predicted model, not a curated record. Gene Ontology annotation, cellular component: plasma membrane. NCBI's taxonomy places the organism in Eukaryota, Metazoa, Chordata, Mammalia, Primates, Cebidae.
CCCCGCCGCCCGGACGGCCCGAGUCGCGCCCUCCCGCCCCGCGCCGCCGAACUUGCUCUAACUUCCUCGGCCGAGCCGGGCCGCGCCGCCGCUGCAGCCGCCGCGCGCGGAUUCUGCUUCUCAGAAGAUGCACUAUUAUAGAUACUCUAACGCCAAGGUCAGCUGCUGGUACAAGUACCUCCUUUUCAGCUACAACAUCAUCUUCUGGUUGGCUGGAGUUGUCUUCCUCGGAGUUGGGCUGUGGGCAUGGAGCGAAAAGGGUGUGCUGUCCGACCUCACCAAAGUGACCCGGAUGCAUGGAAUCGACCCCGUGGUGCUGGUCCUGAUGGUGGGCGUGGUGAUGUUCACCUUGGGGUUUGCCGGCUGCGUGGGGGCUCUGCGGGAGAAUAUCUGCCUGCUCAACUUUUUCUGUGGCACCAUCGUCCUCAUCUUCUUCCUGGAGCUGGCUGUGGCCGUUCUGGCCUUCCUGUUCCAGGACUGGGUGAGGGACCGGUUCCGGGAGUUCUUCGAGAGCAACAUCAAGUCCUACCGGGACGACAUCGACCUGCAGAACCUCAUCGACUCCCUUCAGAAAGCUAACCAGUGCUGUGGUGCAUAUGGCCCUGAAGACUGGGACCUUAACAUCUACUUCAACUGCAGUGGCGCCAGCUAUAGCCGAGAGAAGUGUGGGGUCCCCUUCUCCUGCUGCGUACCGGAUCCUGCGCAAAAAGUUGUGAACACACAGUGUGGAUAUGAUGUUAGGAUUCAGCUGAAGAGCAAGUGGGACGAGUCCAUCUUCACGAAGGGCUGCAUCCAGGCGCUGGAGAGCUGGCUCCCGCGGAACAUCUACAUUGUGGCCGGCAUCUUCAUUGCCAUCUCGCUGCUGCAGAUAUUUGGCAUCUUCCUGGCGAGGACCCUGAUAUCAGACAUCGAGGCGGUGAAGGCCGGCCAUCACUUCUGAAGAGUGGAGUUGAGGGAGCCGAGCUGAGCCACGCUGGGAGGCCAGAGCCUUUCUUUGCCGUCAGCCCUACGUCCAGAGGGAGAGGAGCCAGCACCCCAUCUUCAGCAUCAGCCUGACAUGACCUGUCUGUUUCUGCUUGCUGGUGCUGAAGACCAAGGGGUCCCCUUGUUAUCUGCCCAAACUUGUGAUUGCAUCCCUGCUGGGGUCUACUCAGAGACAGAAUGUGUCUUUAUGUGGGAGUGGUGACUCUGAAGGACAGAGAAUGCUCCUGCGGCUUCCAGGAGGGCUUGACUCAGUCCCCCUGCAGCUCAAGCACGUUUGCAGGACACCCUGGCCCCCUCUCCACUGGUGUCCAAACAUCUGCUUUGGGUCAUCCACAUCUGUGGGUGGGCCAUGGGUAGAGGGACCCGAAGACGUGGACAGGGCAUUUCUCUCCAUCAAACCAAGCAGCACGGGGACCUGCCUGUAACUGGGGAGGCAGACGGGGCCCCACUGGGCCUCUGAGUGCCAUUGUGGUCUGCGGGGGCAUGCACACAUCAGGGGUUGUUUGCAGGAUCCUCAGCCAUGUUCAAGUGAAGUAAGCCUGAGCCAGCACGUGGACUGGUGCCACGGGAGUGCCUUGUCCACUGCCCUGCCGUGCCUGCCAGCUGUUCUCCCGGUGCCAGAACUGCCUCUGGUCUUGACAGCAUUAAGCCCUGGUGGCGAUGGUGGGGCAGUGGACAUGGUUCUUCACUGAGAGCCGGCUCUCCUUUUCUUAAAGUAUGUAAAUAGUUUAUUUAUAGGGGUAAGAAUGUUCUCACACCAUUUCACUUCCUCUUCCUCUCCUCCAGCAUUCUUCCUUGAGCAGCCUUACAUGGUGUCCACGGCUGGAGCCGACCCUUUGAAUCCCCUUGAAUGUCUUAAGAACCAGCCCGUAACAGCCUCUCCUUCCCUUCCAUAUACUGCAGCCUCCCUCCAUGCAUCCCAGGCACAAGCACUCGUCCACUUCCCAGCGUGGCCUCACCGUCUUCUGUCCUUGGUGCUACUGAAAUUGUCAGCCAGAACUUGAAUCCUGACCCUCCCCACUACUGCAAGCCCGGGGAGCCUCAGCCCAAGGUGGCCAGGCCAAAACUGUUGGCCAGGGCUCCUCUUUUGGCUGCGUACCCAGGGCUGGCCGGCCUGCCAUUGGCUCUCUCCGGACAGCCGUUCUGCAGCCAGGCCCAGGGCCAAGCCAUGACCCCAGGCUGCAGCUGCUCAGAAGGUCCGGCGUUUUGUUUCUGACUUAAGUGGUGACCGCCCCCCCCCACCAUAGGAUAUCAGUGGUGAGUGGUCCACCCUUCCUGUCAGGGCUGUUCUGGGGACUGCUCUUAGAAAUUGUCUUCUUAAAUACUGAGUAACUCCCCUGGGGAUAACUGGGACAUUUGUCCAGCUGGGCUGCUUUCUAACGCUUUGCCAUAUCUCAUACCACUUCUUUCCUCAUCGUUCAGGGAUUGAGUGCAACCUUCGGUUACUUGCUGGAGUGUACAUUCUAGUGUGGUGUAUACCAGUGGCUGUUGAUGAUGAUGUCGUCAUCUUUUUUUCCUUUUUCUUUUCUUUUUUUUUUUUUACAAUUUUCUGUAGACUAGGAGAAGAAGAAUGCUUGUGUUUUUAGGAAGUGUGAUGCCUCUCUUUGACUGCCAAACUCUUUUAUGGAAUAUAUCUUUAUAUCAAUGCUGUUGUUUUGGUCGUUUUUGUUUGGAGUCACUAUCAAGAUGCUGCUAUGCAUCUCAGUGGUGAACGCAGCUGCCAGAGGAACCAAGGGAGAGGGUAUGUAGACCUUACAGAAGGGUGGAUAGUAAAGGUGGUUCGUCAAUAGCAUGAUCUGACUUACAUUUUAUUGAGUGAUUUUUUUUUUUUUUUUUAAGAUUCUGUACGGCAGCACUUUCAGUUACCCUUUGUGUGCAGGCUGCAGCCAGCACAACUUGGCUUGUGGUCUAUCCCCAGCUGUGUGAGCUGGAGAAACUUCAACUCCAUAGGUCUAGAGGAAACAUUAUUUUAGGCUUUCUGUCCACCCUGGGUGAUACUAUUUAUUGAUCCAAGCAAGAGAGCUUGGGGAUGCCAAGUCAAAUUGCGGCAUAGAGUUGAAGUCUGGGCAGUGCCACUGCGUGAGCUGUGUAUGUCCUGGGCGUGCUGGCCUGUCUGUGAAGGGGGUUGGUGACGGUGCCCGCUUCACUAGGUGCCUCUGGCCCAGCCUCCCAUGGGGAAGUGGGAGGCCGCAGAGCCUGCCUGCUAGAGCGUUUAGUGGUGCUAAAACCUCCUGGAAGGCUCCUGUAGGCCUGACCCUUCUAUUUCUGUAGACCUAGUUCAGAAUGAAGUCUGAGUGUGACUUCUGCAGAGUUGGGUUUGUCUUUGGCCAUUUUCAGCCAUGUCAUGUGACUCUGAAUAAUUGGAUGAGGAAUGGAAAGAAAGCAAGGAUGAGAGCUGGGCAUCUGGCAGUUUCCGCCCAGCACGGGCUGUCUGCACAGAGGCACCGGGCAAGCCUCCUGCACGCUCCCCACCCAGCACUGGCCUGCCCUGAAUCCCCACCUUCCCUGGUUGGAGGCCUGCUGUGGCAUCUGCACCCUCUCCUCACCCCACCAUGCACAUACUCACUUUAAAGUCUUGGGGUCCUUCCUGUACCCCCUCCCCGAUCCCGGUCCACCCCACUUCCGGAUCUUGCCACGUUAUUUUUCCUGUCCCCUAUUCCUGUCACUAGCCUGCCUUUCCCCAUCCUAAAAACUUGCUGUAGCCCUGUGGCUGCCUCCCUUUCUUUCCCAGGCAGCUUCUUAUCUGGGUUGCGUGUACCCCUCCUUUCCACCACCCACCAUGCCGCAUGUAGCUGAAAGCUGCCUAUCCCAGCUGUCAACCCAGACCUUCCUUUGGCCUCUGUAGCACCGGACACCGCACUCCUGAAAGUCCUCUGCUUCAGAGGCCCAGGCUUGCCAGUUGUCUGACCUCUCCCAUUCGUCUGCUCAGGACUCCACUGCAGCUGUCCUUACUGGCCUCCAGGGAAUCCCACUUCCCAGAGGGCAGGGCUGUGGGCUGGGCAGAAAAACCCAUCUGCAUGGUUCACAAGAAGCCUGGCACUCGGUUUCUCCAUGAAUAACAAUGAAAACUGAUGGAUACA